This is a messenger RNA of Spodoptera littoralis (African cotton leafworm), 1326 nucleotides long. Lineage: Eukaryota; Metazoa; Arthropoda; Insecta; Lepidoptera; Noctuidae. The record is from the annotation of a GenBank genome assembly.
AUGGCGUGCUCGAAGGCGGCCUGCAUGGUGUACCUGGCGGGCUUCACGGUGAGCGCGGCGCCCGAGGUCAAGUCCCGCGCGCACGCCUUCAAGGUGUACCACACGGGCACGGCCUUCUACUUCGCCUGCGACUCGCGGGACGCCCAGCUGGCCUGGAUCCAGCUCAUACACCGCGCCACGCUGCUGCCCUCGCUCGCCACCAACAUGGACGUAUCGAAGCAGUUCUCGGAGACUGACUACUCGGAGACGGAGUCGGACACGGAGAGUCCGCAGCCGGAGGCCCGCGAGCGCGACAAGGACAAGUCCAAGUUCGGCUCCCUGAAGAAGCUCACGACCCGCAUGCAGCGCGCAGACUCCGACGCCGCGCACUCGUCCACCUCGCUCGACCGCAAGUAUCUGCGCUUCUUCUACAGGAACAAGCCCAAGGACGACGCCAAACCCAAGAACAAACAAUCUGGUGUCCCGGUACCGACCGAGCACUACCGCAGCUACCGACGAGUGGCCAGCCCCGCGUCCCCCGCGGCCCCGGCGCCGGGCCCCGGGCCGGAGGGCAGCGAGGCGGGCCCCGCAGCCCCGCGCCUGCCCAAGCCCAUCAACUACAUCCACGCGUCCAACCCCAACCUGCUGGACUUCGACAACAGCGACUUCGUAACCAAACCCACACUACACGUGCCCAAACCUAAGGCUAAAGGUGACGGCGUGGGCCUGGUGACCCUGGAGCAGUUCAUGCUGGACAAGCAGGCGGAGGAACGGCGCGCGGCCUACAGCGGCCGCGUACUGCUGGGGGUCGAGGCCUCGCGGGCAGACCUGCGGGCGCGGCUACUGCAUGUCGUGCCGGACGUCAUCUACGGCGAGCUGUGUGCCGGGCCGCACGGUUACGAAAAGAUAGUGUACAGAGAUGAGGCUACUAGCAGUAGUUCGACACAGAGCGGGGCCGGCGCCGCGCAGGCUGGGCAUAGCGCCGCGCCACCGCCCGGCCACGGGGGACUCGGUGCCCAGCCCGGACUAGGGGGGCAGGUUGGGCAGGCGGGGCAGGCGGGGCUGGCGGGGCUGGCAGGGCCCGCGGGGCCGGCAGGGUCUGCGGAGCCGAGCGGGCAGGCGGGCGGGGCGGGCGGUGCGGGCGGUGCGGGCGGGGCGGGCGGCGCGGGCGGGGCGCGGCGCGCGGCAGCGGAGCGGUGGAGGGACUCACUGCGACGGAACGACAAGGUCCACUGGAGUCGCGCCGAGCCCAAGCCCGCGCCACUAGACAGACGCUACCCCCACCUGCAGUGUCCGCCCACGUUCCAGCCGGAGACAUACUCGCUCCUGCGCCCGCCGCACCACUGA